This is a messenger RNA of Marmota monax (woodchuck), 5117 nucleotides long. RefSeq names its product endoplasmic reticulum aminopeptidase 2 (gene Erap2). The coding region runs from base 264 to 3125 and encodes 953 amino acids. Gene Ontology annotation, cellular component: cytoplasm. The transcript has 19 exons. The record is from RefSeq and is a predicted model, not a curated record. Gene Ontology annotation, molecular function: metalloaminopeptidase activity; peptide binding; zinc ion binding. Lineage: Eukaryota; Metazoa; Chordata; Mammalia; Rodentia; Sciuridae. Gene Ontology annotation, biological process: peptide catabolic process; proteolysis.
UACCUACAUGAUAAUGAACUAGUUAGCCCUGUAAUCAGGAAGUAUGCAAAGUUUUGAAUCUUAGAAGAGAAAGUGAAAGCAAUAAUAAAGUGUCCUCCUUUCAAAUCUGCAGCAGCGUGAAUCAAGAUUAAAUCUAUCUAUUGAAACAUUGUUUGGAUCUUGGAUGGUGUAACUGGAGCCAAAGUGUGAUGAAGAACUAUGAGAUUUACCCUGAAUGUUAGCUUGUAUUCUAAAGAAUAGAUUUAAUAUUCCACUCUUCAGCAAUGAUUAAUUCACAGAGAAAACUAUUAUUUAAUAUUUACAUAGGAUUUUGCUGCUCAGAAGUAAUCCUGCCCAAACUAAGCAUUUGUUCUCAGUUCUCAGUAUCAUCUAGUUAUCAGUCCAGUGAGGACCCUGGGGCUUUUGCAGUAGCUACCAAUGGGGAGCCAUUUCCUUGGUAUCACCUAAGGCUCCCAAACAGUGUCAUUCCUCUCCACUAUGACCUUUUUGUCCACCCAAAUCUCACCUCUCUGGACUUUGUUGCAUCUGAGAUGAUUGAGAUUUUGGUCAGAGAUACCACCCAAUUUAUCAUCUUGCACUGCAAAGAUCUUGAAAUCAUGAAUGCCACCCUUCAGUCAGAGGAAGAUUUAAGAGAUAAGAAACCAGGGAAAAAGCUUCAUGUUUUGAGUUAUCCUGCUCAUGAACAAAUUGCACUGCUGGUUCCAGAGAAACUUAUGGCUGACCUGAGAUACUAUGUUGCUAUUGACUUUCAGGGAAAGUUAGCUAAUGGUUUUGAAGGGUUUUAUAAAAGCACCUACAGAACACUACAUGGUGAAACAAGAAUAAUUGCAGUAACAGAUUUUCAGCCAACCCAGGCACGUAUGGCUUUUCCUUGCUUUGAUGAACCAUUGUUCAAAGCCAACUUUUCAAUCAAGAUAAGAAGAGAGAGCAGACACAUCGCACUAUCCAACAUGCCAAAGGUUAAAACAAUUGAACUUCAAGGAGGCCUCUUAGAAGACCACUUUGCAACUACUGUGAAAAUGAGUACCUACCUUGUAGCCUAUAUAGUUUGUGAUUUCAACUCGGUGAGUGGUACAACUUCAUCAGGGGUCAAGGUGUCCAUCUAUGCAUCCCCAGACAAAUGGAAUCAAAUGCAUUAUGCUUUGCAAGCAUCACUGAAGCUACUUGAUUUUUAUGAAAAGUACUUUGAUAUCAACUAUCCACUCCCCAAAUUGGAUUUAGUUGCUAUUCCUGACUUUGGGCCUGGAGCCAUGGAAAAUUGGGGCCUUAUUACAUACAGAGAGACAUCAUUGCUCUUUGAUCCCAGAACCUCUUCUGUUUCUGAUAAAAUGUGGAUCACAAAAGUCAUAGCCCAUGAGCUAGCACACCAGUGGUUUGGCAACCUGGUUACAAUGGAAUGGUGGAAUGAUAUCUGGCUUAAUGAGGGUUUUGCAAAUUACAUGGAACUUAUCUCUGUCAAUGCUACAUAUCCAGAACUGCAAUUUGAUGACUACUUUUUCGAUGUGUGUUAUGCAGUAAUCACAAGAGAUUCAUUGAAUUCAUCUCGUCCCAUCUCCAAACCAGCAGAAACUCCUACUCAGAUACAGGAAAUGUUUGAUGCAGUUUCUUAUAACAAGGGAGCUUGCAUUUUGAAUAUGCUCAAGGAUUUCCUGGGUGAGGAGAAAUUCCAGGAAGGCAUAAUUCACUACUUAAAGAAGUUCAGCUAUAGAAAUGCUAAGAAUGAUGACUUGUGGGGCAGUCUGUCAAAUAGUUGUUUAGAAGGUGAUUUUACAUCUGGUGGAAUUUGUUAUUCUGACUCCCAGGUGAAAAGUGACACACUUGCUUUUCUUGAGGAAAAUAAGAUCAAAGAGAUGAUGACUACAUGGACUCUCCAGAAAGGAAUCCCCCUGGUGGUGGUUAAACAAGAUGGGUGUUCACUCAGCAUACAACAGGAGCGCUUUCUGGAGGGAGUUUUCAAAGAGGACCCUGAAUGGAGGGCCCUGCAGGAAAGGUUCCUGUGGCACAUCCCACUGACCUACUCUACGAGUUCCUCGAACACGAUCCAUAGACAUAUUCUAAAAUCAAAGACAGAUACUCUGGACUUAGCUGAAAAAACCACUUGGGUAAAAUUCAAUGUGGAUUCAAAUGGCUAUUACCUGGUUCACUAUGAAGGGCAUGGAUGGGACCAACUGAUUACUCAGCUGAACCAGAACCAUACGCUUCUCAGGCCUAAGGACAGAAUAGGUCUGAUUCACGAUGCCUUUCAGCUGGUUAGUGCAGGAAGGUUGACCUUGGACAAAGCCCUGAACCUGACUCGCUAUCUCCAACAUGAAACAAGCAGCCCUAUACUUCUUAAAGGUCUGAGUUAUUUAGAAUUGUUAUACCACAUGAUGGACAGAAGGAAUAUUUCAGACGUCUCUGAAAAUCUCAAGCGUUACCUUCUCUGGUAUUUUAAGCAAAUGAUUGACACACAAAGCUGGAGCGACGAGGGCUCAGCCUGGGACAGGAUGCUUCGCUCGGUGCUCCUGAGGCUGGCUUGUGAACUGGGCCAUGCUCCCUGCAUCCAGAAGGCCACUGAGCUCUUCUCCCAGUGGAUGGAAUCCAGUGGAAAGUUAAAUAUUCCAACAGAUGUUUUAAAGAUUGUAUAUUCUGUGGGUGCUCAGACAACAGCAGGAUGGAAUUACCUUUUAGAGCAAUAUGAACUGUCAGUUUCAAGUGCUGAAAAAAACAAAAUUCUGUAUGCAUUAUCAACGAGCAGGCAUCAGGAAAAGCUGGUAAAGUUAAUUGAGCUUGGAAUGGAAGGAAAGGUUAUCAAGACACAAGACUUGGCAGCUCUCAUUCAUGCAAUUGCCAGAAAUCCAAAGGGUCAGCAGUUAGCCUGGAAUUUUGUAAGAGCAAAUUGGACUGAUCUCCUAAAAAAAUUUGACUUGGGCUCAUUUGCCAUGAGAACCAUCAUCUCUAGCACAACAUCUUUCUUUUCUUCCAAGGAUGAGUUGCAAGAGGUAAAACAAUUCUUUGAAUCUCUUUCGGCCCAAGGAUCACAUCUGGAUAUUUUUCAAAUUGUUCUGGAAACCAUAACCAAAAAUAUUAAAUGGCUGGAGAAGAAUCUUCCCACUCUGAGGACCUGGCUACUAGUUAAUAUCUAAAUGGUCAACAGAAAGAGAACAGUAGAUGCAGGUUUCCUCUGCAUUAAGUAAGAAAAACAACUGCAAAGCUCAAGGCAGAGUUCUGGCUAUUUUAUCUAACCAGUAGAGAGUCUCAAAAAAAUCAAAGGGGAAUGAAGGGAAGGGAAGGGGGAUGGAAAUAGGAAAGACAAUAGAAAGAAUCAGAUGUAACUUUUUUUUUUGCUCAUAUAUAAAUAUACAACUAGUGUAAUUCCACAUCAUAUUCAACCACAAGAAUGGGAUCCUAGUUGAAAUUGGUUGCCCUCCACGGAUGCUUAAGGACACAACUGUCAUUUUUUAGACUUGAUGUUGCCUUCUCCACUGCCCUACACUGGGCCACUGUUUUGUUGCUUUAAUGUUGUUAUUUUAAAAUUUUUAACCUUGCUCAAUGUCCUGGAGUUUACCCAACCAGUUUUACCUCCAAGGAAAGAGCUAAACCAUUAAAAAAAUAAAGAUCUCACUCUCCCCAUCUUCAACUCAGCCUCAAUUAGUUCAUUUAAUUUUUACCAUUCAUGGAAAAUCUGAUAUAAACUUGAAGGGUAAACAUCAAGAAUCCAUUCUUUAUCACCAAAUCUUAGAUUAUUAGAAAGGGAAUGUGGCAGUUUAUCAAAGAAACCAGUGGGCCUCCUUUGUCUUAAACCUUACCUUUGUGCAAAGCCUCAAGGGUUGACUUUUUUUUUUUUUUUUUGGUACCCUGUAUUGAACCCAGUGGUGCUUAACCACAGCUCCAGCUCUCCUCCCCAUCUUUGUUUAAAAAACAUUUCAUUUAGAGACAAGGUCUCUCUGGCUUGCAUAGGGCCUCGCUAAAUUGCUGAGGCUGGCUUGAACUUUCAAUCCUUCUGCUUUAGCCUCCUGAGCCACUGGGAUUACAGGCAUGUGCCACUGUACCUGGCAAAGGCUGACUUUUGAAGUCACAUUUAAUGAAGUGGUAUGUGCAAUCACAGAGGCACCAGAGAGAAGAUACCAGGUUACUGCAGUACAUGUACUUGCAUUUUUAAUAAAUCUUUUGAAAAUUACAGAAUUAUAUUGUAUAUUUUGAAUUAAGGUGUACAUAUUUGAAUUAAAUCACAGUUUAAUGUAAAUAUUUAAAGGAUCAUCAUAUAUUAUAACCAGUUUUAUCAUAUCUUCAUAUUUUAAGGAAAGCUCUUCAUCUGAUACGUGCUGCUUCAUGCUUCUCAAUUUUUUUAAUAAGGUAGUAUCAAAACAAAAGAAAGAAGGUAGAACAAAAGUAAAAUAAAUAAUACACCACUCUACACACAGGUAGUAAACUUAAUAAAUUCAUGAUUACAUGAAUCAGUAUCAAAAUACAAAAUAUUCUACAAAGACUUGAAUCAAUAUAUAUCAUACUGACUUAUUUGGAUGAUUAGGGGGAGCUGGGGAUACAGGGCAGGAAGGAAGAGGGAUAUCCAGUUCAUUUCAAAUGAUACCAUAUAAGUUGAUUAUGCAUCCAUAGACCUUUCUUUGGUGCUCAGAUAAGACAGUUUCCAUUGGCCAUCACAUGCCCCAAUAUAUGUUGUUUUGUCUUUUGUUUUCAAAUCAUUUCUUGGAGUCAUGGGAGCAUCUUUGACUCUGUAUUUGAACUUGUCCUCUGCCUACCCUGAAUUUUAUAACACCUAAAUAAAUACCUCUAGAAUUUUGUCUAUAUUAGCAUAAGGAAAAUGUAUAGAAUAUUUUUUUCACUAAGACAUUAUGUAAGUUAAUCAGUAAAUGUGUAGAGCUUUGGUGAAACUGUGCCAUCAAUAAUGUUUCCAUAAACAUAUGUUUCUUUUAUGUAUAGUAAUUUUACUAUAAAUUUUCAAGUUUUUUAUUCUUUUCCUCUUAAUACUUUACUUAAAUACAAUAUGGAAUGCAAUUUCUAAGCUUCUCAAGAAUCAUGUAUAGAAAAUAGUAACUUCAUUAUUUCAUCUAUGAGUAUUAUUGUGCCAAUAAUAUUUCUAUAAAUAUUAGUUUUUAAAAAUAAAUGUGUGUUACUUA